AUGAGUGUGCGCAAGGCGCAUAACUCUGGGCGAAACCAUUUGAGGAACGUUGUGGAAUAUUACCAACAAAUCGGACAAGAAAAAGCGCAAUCGGUUAUCGACUCGAUCACAUCUUCAUACGCCGCUGAAGGACAAGCUGUCCCUAAUCCCGCAAUGGUUCCUCCGGGCGCUUAUCCGCCUCCCUUCGGAUUCCCGGGUCAAUUACCCCCUCCACCAUUUGGUAUUCCUCCUCCCGGUCCAGGCGGCGCUCCUGGCAUGCCACCUCCCCCUGGAGGACGAGGUCUCCCUUUCCCUCCUCCCUUCCCCCCAGCUUCUGGUGCGCCCGGUCCAGGAGGCCUCCCACCGCUUCCUAACAUGCCCAACAUGGGACCUCCUGGCUCCGUCCCACCCCCGGGCCAAUUCCCUCCCCCGCCAGGCGGCUUUCCUCCCAUCCCUCCGAACUUCCAGGGCGGCGGCGCGCCAGGCUUCCCAUCCAUGCCUGGUGCACCAGGCCAAGGCCCUGCCGGGUUUAGUCCCAGCCCGGGCCCUGGAGUUGCCGGACCACCGGGAGGAGGAGCUGAAGGGUUUGCACCCCAGCCUGGGAUGCCACCAGGGGCGGUUCCUGGACCGCCGCCUGGGCUGGGGGAUCAGAGGUGA
Messenger RNA from Aspergillus puulaauensis, 636 nucleotides. Its product is annotated as putative U1 snRNP complex component Yhc1. Gene Ontology annotation, molecular function: zinc ion binding; pre-mRNA 5'-splice site binding. The record is from RefSeq and is a predicted model, not a curated record. The transcript has 4 exons. Gene Ontology annotation, cellular component: U1 snRNP. Lineage: Eukaryota; Fungi; Ascomycota; Eurotiomycetes; Eurotiales; Aspergillaceae. Gene Ontology annotation, biological process: mRNA 5'-splice site recognition; spliceosomal snRNP assembly; mRNA splicing, via spliceosome. Bases 1 to 636 code for a protein of 211 amino acids.